Molecule: messenger RNA, 864 nt
Organism: Cotesia congregata
Lineage: Eukaryota; Metazoa; Arthropoda; Insecta; Hymenoptera; Braconidae
Source: the annotation of a GenBank genome assembly
AUGACGAGACACGCGAGAAAUUGUACAGCUGGAGCGGUUUACACCUAUCAUGAAAAGAAAAAAGAUGCUGCUGCAUCAGGUUACGGUACUAAUAGCAACAGAAUUGGCAAAGAUUCAGUAAAGGGUUUUGAUUGUUGCUGUUUAACACUUCAGCCAUGUAGGAAUCCUGUUAUAACGCCAGAUGGAUAUUUAUUUGACAAAGAAGCUAUUUUGGAGUAUAUAUUAUCAAAAAAACGAGAGUACAGUCGGAAACUUAAAGAGUACGAGGCCCAGAAGCGGAAAGAAGAAGAUAAUGUUAAAGAAGAAACAGUUAAUGAAGAGUUGAAAAAAUUUGAAAGUUUUUUGAAAUGCGAAAAAAUUAUUGUAGCUUCUGGAAGUCAAAAUAAUUCAGAAUCGUCGGUUUCCAACAUGGCCAAUGGAAGAGACAAAAUGUUGCCCAGUUUUUGGAUCCCUUCUAAGACUCCCGAAGCCAAAGCCGCUGCUUUGAAGAAGCCGGAUAAAAAUAUUUACUGUCCUGUCAGUGGAAAUGUUCUCAAGCUGAACAAUCUUAUUCCUAUUAAGUUUACAGAAGUUAAAGAUCCAGACGAUAAAAAAGCUUUGAUUGUUAAAGAAGCUAGGUACAUGUGUCCGAUAACUCAUGAUAUUCUGGGUAACAGCGUUCCUUGUGCAGUUAUUAAGACAACCGGAGAUGUCGUGACUAUGGAAUGCGUGGAAAAACUCAUUAAAAAAGACUGGAUUAAUCCUCUAGAUAAUUCAAAAAUAUCUGAGUCAGAUAUUAUUCCUCUUCAAAGGGGUGGAACAGGAUACGCAGCAGUCAAUGACAAUCUAGAAGGGAAACACGAACGACCAGUCUUACAAGCGUGA